Rotaria socialis is the source of this 2388-nucleotide messenger RNA. Lineage: Eukaryota; Metazoa; Rotifera; Eurotatoria; Philodinida; Philodinidae. The record is from the annotation of a GenBank genome assembly.
AUGGCCUCUGCUGUUUCAUCAACUGAUAAAACUAAUACAAAUCCGGAUGAUAGCCGUCUUGAAAUUUUCAGUCUCCUAUGGUUGGAUGCUAAUCCUAAAGAAACACGAGAUACAGAACAAAAAUUACGCUCUAUUAUUAAUCGUCUUCUAAAAUUUCAAGAUGUAAAAAAAUGUCAACAAUUUAUCGAGGGACAAUUACAAAACGAUCGAAUAGUAAUGAUUGUGAGUGGUGGUUUAGGACGAGAAAUUGUUCCUAAUAUUUACAAACUUCGGCAAGUUAUAUCAAUUUAUGUAUACUGCAUGGAUAAGAACGGUAACAAAAAAUGGGCGGACAAAUACUCAAAAGUAAAAGCUGUGGUUGUUGAACUUGAUGAACUCAUUUCUCGAAUUAAAGCUGACUAUAAAAUACAGAAAAUGGUGGAAGAGCCAUUAUCAAUUAAUUUUUUUACUGGUAAUUCAACAGCAGGUAUAGAUGGUCAAUUUAUAUUUUAUCAAGUUCUGAUCGAUUGUCUUUUACGAUUAAAAUCUACUGAAAAAGAUAAAGAAGAACUUAUUCAUCGUUGUAAAAAGCAAUAUGAGGGUAAUAGUAUGGAAUUGAGUAAUGUUAAUGAUUUUAAAACAACAUAUUCGUCUAGCAAAGCCUUAUGGUGGUAUACACGAGAAUCAUUCUUUUACAAAACUCUUAAUGCAGCUUUACGUACACAAGAUAUUCAUCUGAUAUUUUUAUUUCGUGCAUUUAUAUCUGAUAUUCAGCGCCAAUUAAACGAUGAAUCAACUAAACAACGUCUACAUGUCUAUCGUAGUCAGAUGAUAUCAAGUGACGAAUUAAAAACGUUGAAAAAAUCUUGUGGUCAAUUAAUCUCGGUAAAUUCAUUUUUCUCAACAAGUACUGAGUAUCAAAAAGCCUUGUCAUUUCUCAAUGUUUCUAAUGACACAAACAAUUUUGAACCUAUACUAUUUGAAAUUGAUGCGGAUCCAAAGAAUAUCACUUCAAAACCAUUUGCUGAUAUACGUGCCUGUAGUUAUUUCCAAGAUGAAUCAGAAGUUCUCUUCAUGCUUGGUUCUAUUUUCCGUUUGAAUAGCAUCAAUCGUAGUAGUGAUGGUCAAGUAUGGAUCAUUAAAAUGACGUUGUAUAGCGAGAAUGAACAUGAUUUAAAGCAAGUUCUCAUGUAUAUGAAGCAACAGCUUGGUAGUGGAGAAACAAAUCUUCGAAUAUUAGGAAAACUAUUAAUGAAAAUGGGAAAUUUCGGCCAAGCUGAACAAUACUUUACUCGCCUAUUAAAAGAACUUCCACCAAAUGAUCCAUUGCUUGUUAAAUUGUAUGAAGAUCUUGGCGAGGUGACAGCACAAGCUCAUAAAUUUAAUGAAAGUAUGGAGUGGCACAAGAAACUACUUGCACUCAAAAAUCCCAAUGAUUUGAUUGAUACAAGCCUUGUUGAUAAACGAAGUAGUUCUCGUGUCAUCCCCAAUCUACCUGCCAAUGCACGUUGGGAACAGAAUGGUGUCACUGUUGUUGGACACAAUGGGAAACGUGGUGACACUCACACCGUCUGUUAUCCGAAAGGUCUCUACGUUGAUGAUGAUAAUAAUCAAACGAUAGUCAUUGCUGACUCCGGCAAUAGUCGUAUCAUGCAAUGGAAGAUAAAUGGUACGAAUGGAAAAGUUGUUGCUGGUGGCAAUACCUAUGGCAAUGGAUUAGAUAAAUUAUGUUGUCCAGCCGAUGUGUUGAUUGAUAAAGAAACGAAUAGUCUCAUUAUUUCUGAUCAAGAUAAUCGACGAGUCGUACGAUGGUCUCGUCAUCAUGAUACAACUCAAGGAGAAAUCCUCAUCGACAAAGUCAAAUGUUCUGGAUUAGCCAUUGAUGAGCAGAGAAAUCUCUACGUUUCUGACUUUGGAAAACAUGAAGUUAGACGAUAUGAAAUAGAUCGGCAAGACAAGAAAGGAACUCUCGUUGCGGGUGGAAAUGGAAAAGGUUCCGGUCUCAAUCAACUCGAGUGGCCGAGCUACAUCUUUGUCGAUCGACAACAGAGUGUAUAUGUGUCAGAUCACAACAAUGAUCGUGUAAUAAAAUGGAUUAAAAAUGCAACAGAAGGCGUUAUUGUAGCUGGAGGUCAAGGCUAUGGUAAGGCUCUGACACAGUUAGCAUGUCCUACCGGAAUCUUCGUAGAUACGUUGGGUACUCUCUAUGUGGCUGAAGGAGGAGAUAAUCAUCGAGUGACACGUUGGCUUCAAGGAGCGAAACAAGGCACUGUUGUUGUGGGUGAAAAUGGUGAAGGAAAAGAAGCAAAUCAGUUCUAUCGCCCCGAAGGCUUGUCUUUCGAUAAACAUGGGAACCUCUAUAUUGCCGAUGAGUAUAAUCACCGUGUACAACGAUUUUCUCGUAAAUAA